CGUCGGCGCUGGCUGUCGGGUCCUGCGGGGAUAAUGGCGGCCUCCUCGGUUUUUUCUGUGCGCGGCGGCGGCGGGUGGCGGAGCAGAUGUCCGCGACGGUGCGUCCUGAACUUUCCCCAGCGCUGCUUUCGCAAGUUUGCCAGCCGCCUCGCUGUGUUUGUGAGGGGCGGCGGCGUGCCCCAAAAAAUAAAGUUAAAGCGCGGGCGCACGCGCCACGACGGAGCGGGCCGGCAAUGACGCCCCAAAUGCGGCGAAGCACCCCGUCCGUGGCUCGGGUCGGGCCCGUUCCAAGCGCGCUCAGGAGAAGGGACGGUGAGGCUGUAAAUACGCCCGCCACUCGCCUGCCAGACGUUUCCAGAACGCACAGCAGGAGCUCAGCGGGACUCUGUCCCAUGGCCUGGCGCCCCGCUGCCGCGCGCUAG
This is a messenger RNA of Trypanosoma conorhini, 422 nucleotides long. RefSeq lists its product as uncharacterized. The transcript has a single exon. The record is from RefSeq and is a predicted model, not a curated record. Lineage: Eukaryota; Euglenozoa; Kinetoplastea; Trypanosomatida; Trypanosomatidae. The annotation marks the transcript as partial.